AUGACUUCGGAGAUCUCAACCAAACAAGCAGACAUUGAUGUCGACCUCUCCUGCGUGGAAGAUGCAGACCGCAAGCUGACGACGGCCUACACCCUCCAACCAGAAACGAAGCAGACCCGUUCUGGCCUGGAGCGGAGAUUGAUCUGGAAGCAAGACCUACUGAUACUUCCUCUCCUGGCGCUGAUCUACUUCGUGACCUUCCUGGACAGAAACAGUUUUGGCAAUGGUAGACUUCUCGGAUUGCAGAAAGAACUUCGGUUCUCCAACGCGGACUAUUCUCACGCGGCGCAGUAUUUCUUUAUUGGAUACACAAUCUGUAUGUUUCCAGGUUCAGUCUCGUUGAGGUGGAUCCCGCCACAUUGGGUUUUGGGUGGUGCCUGCAUCACCUUUGGCAUAUUUCUGUGCGGCAUGUCGGCAGCAAAGAGUUAUGCUACCGUCGUAGCCACGCGCAUACUCAUCGGCUGUGCGCAGUCGUUCACGCAGAACUCUGGCGUCUACAACAGCUUCUGGUACACACGGCGGGAGAUUGCCACCAGAGGGGCUCUGAUUUUCUCAACGGCAACCCUCUCAGGCGCGUUCAGUGGCUUGAUAGCGUAUGCGGUCGGGGAGAACUUAGCUCACAGUAGCCGCUCGCCGUGGUCGUGGCUGUUCUUGAUUGAAGGAGCCAUUGCGAUCUUGGUCGGGGUUGUUGUGAUCAUUCUUCUGCCUCCCUUCCCGGACAGAAUGAAGAAUGGAGAGAACUGGCUCUUCACCAAGGACGAGAUAAGCCUGGUGAUGGAGAGAACGUCUAGCUGGAACACGACAGGCGCGCGAAUCCAGUGGUCCCAAGUUUGGGAUUGCCUGAAGGACCCCAAAUCAUACGCCUUCGCCAUGUUCAAUGCGACGAGCGGGCUUUGCUUGUCGUCCAUUGGAAUUUUCCUGCCGACAUUCAUUCGCGACUUCGGCUUCAGCAACCUCGAUGCACAGCUGUUCUCAGUCAUCCCGUACGGCUGUGCCUUCUGCACUCUGCUCAUCUUGUGCUACAUUAGCGAUCGGACCAAUCUGAAAGGACCCUUCAUCAUGUUCGGUUUUGCCGUCAAUGCCAUCGGCUAUGCCAUGCUGCUCGGGGUCAAGUCCACUGCAGCCAAGGUUGUUGCCACUUGCUUCAUAACCAGCGGAAUGUAUCCAGCCGUUGUCCUUUUCCUCACAUGGCUGACAAUCAACACGGCUGGGUUCACUAAGCGUGCCACAACGUGGGCGAUGGCAGAAAUCUUUGGACAGCUGUUCUCAAUCAUGGGUGCCAACAUCUAUGACAACGGGCCGAGAUACGUGAAAGGCCACGCGACUGCCAUGGCGUUCUCGUGGCUUUCGGUGUUGAUCGCGGCAGCGUUGAUGGUUGUCCUCCACCGUCAGAACAAGAAGCGAGUUGAUAUCCUGCAGGACUACGCGAGACGAGGGGAGAUCCAUCCUCACAUGAAUAGGUCGUUGGAGGAUGAAAAGGACUUCCACAUCAACUUCAGGUAUACUCUUUAA
Molecule: messenger RNA, 1512 nt
Organism: Cladophialophora yegresii CBS 114405
Lineage: Eukaryota; Fungi; Ascomycota; Eurotiomycetes; Chaetothyriales; Herpotrichiellaceae
Exons: 5
Coding region: 1-1512 (503 amino acids)
Biological process (GO): transmembrane transport
Cellular component (GO): membrane
Molecular function (GO): transmembrane transporter activity
Source: RefSeq, a predicted model, not a curated record